GAAGCGAGCAUUGAGUUAUUUAACAAAAAGUAUUUAUCAAAAUAAUAUUGUAGAAUCUAUUGUGUUCAGAGCAUAUUAAAAGCCUAGAGCAUAAAGUUAAAUUUGAAAAAGGUUGUUGCGAACGCGAGACAAUUGAAACGAGUUGGCAGCAUUGUCGAAUGCUGAGCUGCGAAGCAGAGGGCAUAAGCAAAGCGAAGAGAACGCAGCGCAGCCGAAAAAAUUUUUUGGAAGCAGUAAAGCAGCGCACUGCACGCGAUAUAUUUUUUAUUUUCAAAGGGUUCAAGCUCGUAUUAAUCAAUUCAACGGAUCAACGUGCCGGGCAGCCGAACUGUGAGAGUGGAACGUACGCUUGUGUGUGUGUGGGUGUAAAUAUAACCACCACCAACACCACAGCAACAACAGCAACUGGAACAGCAACAACAACAAAUACAUCCACAACAGUAACAAAGCAAAAAGACUGAUAACGAAGAAACCACUGGGAAUAACGGAGAAUAAUAAGUUUUAUCUUUGUAGGCUAAAACCCAAACAGCAUCUAACGAAGAGAACAACAACAAAAACAACAUCAAGCAAAUAAACAAAAACAAAGGAGUUUCAGCGUGAACACAGCUAAACACAAGGCAUAACAAAAUGGGCGAUCUUAUGGUCGAAGUGCGACUCGAUAAUGGUGCCUACUACAAGGGCCAGGUGACAGCUGUCGGCGAUGAUGGCAUCUUUGUGGAUGUGGACGGCGUGCCCGAGGUGCUGAAAUAUGCGUUCGUCAAUGUUCGCCUGCCUCCCGAUGGGCGAGAUGUUGUUGCCGUGCCCAACUUUGAGGAGGGCAUGGAGGUGGAGGUGUUGACGCGCACAAAUGAGCGGGAGACUUGUGGGUGGUGGGUGGCUGUUAUCAAAAUGCUUAAAGCUGAAAUCUGUGCAGUGGCAUAUAUUGGCUUUGAGACGCCCUAUACUGAAAUCUGUGAACUGGGCAGACUGCGCGCCAAAAAUCCAAAUCCGCCAAUUACGUCCAAAUCGUUCUUUCAGUUCACGCUGCCCGUGCCCGAGGAGUUGCGCGAAGAAGCUCAAAAGGAUGGCAUACACAAGGAGUUUCAGCGCACCAUCGAUGCGGGAGUCUGCAACUACAAUAGCGAGUUGGACGCUCUAAUUGUUAUCUCCAAAUGGGAACACACUCAGAAGCGAGCCAGCAUGCUCAAGGAUAUGCAUUUUCGUAAUCUCUCACAAAAGGUUAUGCUCUUGAAAAGGACUGAAGAAGCUGCUCGUCAGCUGGAGACAACUAAGCUGAUGAGUCGUGGCAACUUUAUUGAGGAAUUUCGUGUGCGCGAAGAUCUCAUGGGCCUGGCAAUUGGCUCCCACGGCUCCAAUAUACAAGCGGCACGCACGCUGGUCGGCGUUACGAAUAUUGAGCUGGAGGAGAAAUCGUGCACAUUCAAAAUAAGCGGCGAGACGGAGGAGUCUGUACAGCGAGCACGGGCAAUGCUUGAAUAUGCCGAAGAAUUCUUUCAGGUUCCUAGGGAGCUGGUGGGCAAAGUGAUUGGCAAGAAUGGUCGCAUCAUACAGGAGAUUGUUGAUAAAAGCGGCGUGUUUCGAAUCAAGGUGAGUGCUAUCGCUGGCGAUGACGAACAGGAUCAGAAUAUACCACGUGAAUUGUUGCAUGUACCCUUUGUGUUCAUUGGCACGACAGAGAGCAUUGCGAAUGCUAAAGUGCUACUGGAAUAUCAUCUGUCACAUCUGAAGGAAGUGGAGCAGUUGCGUCAGGAGAAGCUGGAAAUCGAUCAACAGUUGCGCGCCAUACAAGAAUCCUCGAUGGGUUCCACACAAAGCUUUGCCGUUUCACGGCGCUCCGAACGUGGCUACAGCAGCGACAUUGAAUCCGUGCGCUCAAUACGUGGCGGAAGCGGAGGUCAACGUGGUCGCGGACGUGGGCGUGGCGCCGGCGGCGGCGGUGGCAACAAUAUGAACCAGCGUUAUCACAACAACCGACGCGAGGAUGAUGACUACAAUUCCCGAGGCGAUCAUCAGCGCGAGCAGCGUUAUAAUAAUGAUCGCGGCAAUGUUGGCCCUUCAAAUACUGGCAACAAUGGUGGUGGGGGUGGUGGUGGUGGCAACUAUCGCGGUGGCAACGAUCGACGUGGCAUUAAUCGCCGGCCGCCACGCAAUGAGCAGAAUGGCCGAGACUAUCAGUACCACAAUCACACCGAAGAGAUGCGAGAGACGCGCGAAGUGAGCAGCGUGGAGCGUGCGGACAGCAACUCGUCGUACGAGGGCAGCUCCAGAAGACGCAGAAGGCAAAAGAACAACAAUGGGCCAAGCAACAGUGAGUAUGCUAAUGGUGCGGUGGGCAAUAACAACAACAACAACAAAACACAACAGCAGCAGCAGCAACAACAACAGCCGCCGCCGCCAUCUUCGUCGUCAUCAUCGUCGGCACAGCAACAACAACAGGCGCCAGCGCAAUCGAAUAAAGCGCCACUGAAUGCACAAGAGAACAACAAACAGAGCAGCAGCAAUGCGAACUCUGCUGGCGGUGCAAACAAGUCGAAGGAUGCGCCGAGGAACAGCGACAAGCAACAGGCUGCCACACAACAGCAGCAGCUGCCACAACAGCAGCAACCACCGCAACAACAACAGCAGCAGCAGCAGCAACAACAACAACCACAGGCGGUACAGCAGUCAAAGCCACGUCGCAACAACAAGAAUCGCAACAACCAUACGGAACAGGCGCCUACAACGGAUAAUACCAUUAAGAAGGAGGGUCUGGUCAAUGGUACGUCCUAAGUAGCAACAACAGCGGCAGCAGCAACAACAAACAAACAAAUACAGAAGCAUCAGCAACAACAACAACACAACAUUGCACAUUGUUCGUUUAAACAAAUUUGUUGCAAGUAAAAACGUAAAUAAUGCAGGCAGAUAAAUAAAUUAUAAUGUUAAUGUCGUUAACAAUCGCCACCACAUAACAAAAACAUAAACAUAACGAAACCACACAACAUGCAACAGUACAGAAAUAACAACAACAACAAGAUGAACAACGUGUAGAGUAGGCAUAAAUAAUAAAUGAAAUGUUUGAGAAACUAUUUGAGUAACUAAAACAAAGCAUGAUAUACAUAAAAAAAAAUGUAAUAACUAAUACAAUCAUACACAUACUAACACACAUACAACACACACACACACAGACAGCUCGAAUUAUACACAAAAAGCAGGAAAAGUAAAAAACACAUGCCUAGGCUUAUAAUUUAAUUGAAAUUAAAUAAAACUUAAACAACAAUCAAAUUGAAUUAUAUGUGUAUAAACGAAAUCCUAAAAUGCAAUUAACAACAAAUUGGCAUAUGUUAACUUAAACUUAACCAAGCUGGCAAUUAGCAUAGUUUCUCUCAAAUCGAAAUUGCGAUUAUAAACUUGGCGAAAAUGUUCUUUAAAAGCGCAUUUUUCGACAACUUGCAAAGUUUCUUGUUACAUACAAGUAUGCAUCAAAUUAUAGUUGAAAAAAAUUUAUCAAUGUAAUUGCUACGAUUUUUUUCUGUUGUUUCUUUUUUUUUAUUAUAAAUUAGCAUUAAUUUAGUUUGUCAAGUUUUGUGUAUAAUUCGUGCGUGAAACAAACUAAAAUGCAACAGUUAACUAUUAUUAUCUUUAUUAGUUUUUUUUCUUCAUUCUUUAAAGAUUAUUUUGUAUUAUUAUUGUUUAGUUAUGUACAAGCUUGAAUGUUGCUAACAAUUUGGCGUUGUAAAAUUAAACGGUCAACAAAUCUCGGAAGACAAAAUUAAUGAAUUUCAACUUUUGCUUUUGUUGCAUUAUUUAUUGUCACGCUAAAUGUUAACAACAUGGAAACCCUCUCUUAUUUGUAUAACGUUGUAUUUAUUACUAUAAUUUAACAAACACACUCUCACACAAACAUAUAUACACACGUAACAUACACACGCUCGCUCACACACACAUCAACGCAAUGAAAUGGGGUAAACAAUUAUAUAAUUCAUUACAUUUUGUUGAUAAAAUCAUAAUAAUUAUAUUAAACUUUGCCAAUACCUACCAUGCGUAUAACUAA
Drosophila innubila is the source of this 4030-nucleotide messenger RNA. RefSeq names its product synaptic functional regulator FMR1 (gene Fmr1). Gene Ontology annotation, molecular function: protein homodimerization activity; mRNA 3'-UTR binding; translation regulator activity. The record is from RefSeq and is a predicted model, not a curated record. Bases 628 to 2769 code for a protein of 713 amino acids. Gene Ontology annotation, biological process: positive regulation of translation; negative regulation of translation; regulation of mRNA stability. Gene Ontology annotation, cellular component: dendritic spine; nucleus; neuronal cell body. NCBI's taxonomy places the organism in Eukaryota, Metazoa, Arthropoda, Insecta, Diptera, Drosophilidae. The transcript is spliced from 12 exons.